AAUGGUGGUUGUAGUUUUGUUUUCCUGGAUUUUCCUGCAGAACAGCUACAUGCUGUUAUCACUUAAUAAUGGCGCUUCAAAGGACGUGAAAUAAUGUUUAGCUUUUGUUGCUUCACUGCGCGCAACAUUUAAAAAGCACGUGAUUUCUUUUCAAACUUGGUACUUCCUACUCAGCCAAUCACAGCCUUGCGACGCCACAGAUCUAUUUGCAUGCUUGCUGUAUAUCAGCAGCCUGAUCGUCAAACAAGUCAUUCGUUGCUGUAAAACCCAGUAAGGAAAUAUGCCUGAACCCGCCAAGUCUGCCCCUAAGAAGGGCUCCAAGAAAGCCGUGACUAAGACCACCACCGGCAAAGGAGGCAAGAAGAAGAGGAGGACCAGGAAGGAGAGCUACGCCAUCUACGUGUACAAGGUGCUGAAGCAGGUCCACCCUGACACCGGUAUCUCCUCCAAGGCCAUGAGCAUCAUGAACUCGUUCGUCAACGACAUCUUUGAGCGCAUCGCCUCCGAGUCUUCUCGUCUGGCUCACUACAACAAGCGCUCCACCAUCACCUCCAGGGAGAUUCAGACCGCUGUGCGCCUCCUGCUGCCCGGUGAGCUGGCCAAGCACGCCGUGUCUGAGGGAACCAAGGCCGUCACCAAGUACACCAGCUCCAAGAGCUUGAUGAAGCUCUUGUGGACUUCAUAGUGAAGGACUCCCAGCCUUUCUUUAUCCAAACCUAAACCACCCAGCCAAACAGUUCCUUGUCACACCAGCCUCCUCUGUUCGCUGUGAAAGAGUAUUUUCCAAAGCUGGAGAAAUUGUCUCAAAAAAAGAAACCGUUUGAGG
Girardinichthys multiradiatus is the source of this 826-nucleotide messenger RNA. Its product is annotated as histone H2B-like. Lineage: Eukaryota; Metazoa; Chordata; Actinopteri; Cyprinodontiformes; Goodeidae. The record is from RefSeq and is a predicted model, not a curated record. Gene Ontology annotation, molecular function: protein heterodimerization activity; structural constituent of chromatin; DNA binding. The transcript has 2 exons. Bases 281 to 685 code for a protein of 134 amino acids. Gene Ontology annotation, cellular component: nucleosome.